Messenger RNA from Saccostrea echinata, 6158 nucleotides. Its product is annotated as collagen alpha-1(I) chain-like. The transcript is spliced from 59 exons. Gene Ontology annotation, molecular function: extracellular matrix structural constituent. The record is from RefSeq and is a predicted model, not a curated record. Lineage: Eukaryota; Metazoa; Mollusca; Bivalvia; Ostreida; Ostreidae. The coding region runs from base 277 to 5484 and encodes 1735 amino acids.
AGGUUGAAGUUGAAUUUGCCGUCGGGGCUUAGAUUCCAACUGAACAGUGGCACUACUGUAGCUCGCUUCUGGGAACCUCAGAGGCUUGAGAGUCGGUAGUCACUGGUCACAAAAAAGGCCAAAGUGACCUAAAACGGACCAAAGUACAAGUACACAGGGAACAGAUCCCUGAAAGUAAAGGAAAUUAAACAGAAUGCUGGUGUAACCAACUUCUUUGAAACAGCCGCCAUUUUGAGAAUUUUAAAGAUUAUUUGACUUGGAUUAAGUUCCAUUGAAAUGAGGAAACCUUUACGCUCAAUUUGCUCAAAUAUGUGGACAAGUGUUCAAUUCGGGUAUUCAUUAUCAAGGACCAAUAUGAAGUUCUUUAUUCUUUCCAUUUUAUUAAUUCCAGGAUGUUUGUGUGCCAACGUUGCAUUUGUUUUAGAUGAGAUUGAUUUGUUGGAAGAAGUUAGAAUAGAAGACGCUACUUCGCGAACGAAUGGUAUGUGUAGUGGGAGGGACGACAAUCGGGCAUUCCAGAUCACGGGGGAGGAGCAACUCACCGUGCCAUUUCAGUCUACAUUCAAAGAUGGACUUCCAGAAGAGUUUUCUUUAAUGGCCACCUUUAGGCAUAACAACAUGACCGCCAAAGAUGGUAAAUUAUCCAUACCUCUAUUGACUAUUUAUAACGAAGAUGCUCGAGAAGUAUUCGGACUCUACGUGGGAGAGGAUGCAAAGUUUCUUCUUAGCGAUGAAGAGGCAAGGACAACCUUAGAUAAAGCCACACUCUUCGAAUCAUGGAACACCAAUGAUGGAAACUGGCACAGGAUAGGUAUUAGUGUUAGCGGAGGAAGUGUGACGCCUUACUUUGACUGUGCUCCAGGAGAAGCCAUUUCAUUCAAGCGAAGCAUGGUUCCAGAGGACGCAUUCAGUAGAGAGGGGAUCUUGUUCAUUGGUCGUGAUUUAAAUGAUUCACCUGAAUUUAAGGGUGCCAUCCAAGACUUAAUUUACAUGCCCUUCCCUGAGGGAGCAAAGGAUGUUUGUCGAUACUACGCCCCUGAAUGCAACCAGGAUUUUUUCACUAUCAGUACAGGAAAGUCAGACCAAGGGUACGUCGACAAGUCUAUGGCUGCUGUGACAGGAGAUCUCAGUAAGAUGGGAGCAGGUGCUAUGGGAGGCGGUGAAGUAGUGAUGGUAGAUAAGUCUGGCAUGGGAGCAGGAGCAGGCGGAGUUGUCAUGGUAGACAAGUCAGGAGCUAUGGGAGUUCUAGAUAAAUCACAAUCAGGUGGAUUCAUCGUGGAUGCAAAAACCGGAGAAACUGUCGGAAAAAUGGGAAGUUCAGUGUUGGUGGGCAAAGAGGGAGCGCCGAUGCUGACAUACGAUGCGUCAACUGGAGUGUCCUACGCCUACCGUUAUGGAGCAGCCGGACCCCCAGGACCCCUUGGUCCCCCAGGACCACCAGGACCAAAGGGUGAUACGGGCUUUGACGGACGGGACGGUAUACCUGGAGCAGGAGGUCUACCAGGACCCCCUGGAAACGUCUUCAUAAUCGAUGCUAAUUUUGCAUCUAAGACAUCCCACCAGGCUCAAGCAUUCAGAGAAAUCCUUGGACAACACAUGCUUGCAAUGCGUGGUGCCCCUGGACCCCAGGGAAUGACCGGAAUUCCAGGACCUGCGGGACCUCCAGGAAUUGAUGGUCCAAAAGGGGAUGUUGGGAACCCUGGAGAGCAGGGUAUAGCAGGGCCGAUGGGAUUCCAGGGCGUUGCUGGUCAACCAGGAGAGCGGGGACGUCCAGGUUUUGAUGGCGACAGAGGAGAAAUGGGACCACCAGGUGAAAAGGGUCCACCAGGAUAUCCCGGCAUGCCAGGAUUUCCCGGACCAAAGGGAGAACGGGGAUACAUUGGACCAACAGGUGCUACUGGACCAGUGGGACCAGUAGGAUCAUCGGGAGACAUCGGUGAACAAGGGCCAGUUGGACCACCAGGAGAAAUUGGGCCUAGGGGAUUCCUUGGACCACAGGGCCGACCUGGACCCAUGGGAUCUCCGGGUCUGCCAGGACUUGAAGGAGCCCCAGGACCAAAAGGAAAUGAAGGUUUAGUAGGAGCGCCCGGUGCCCCAGGCCAGUCCGGUGCCCCUGGAGCAAUAGGACCUCCAGGACCCCCUGGACCUCUUGGACCCCCCGGAAUUCCUGGCCCCAUGGGUAAGCCUGGUCUCCCAGGUUUGCCUGGACCAGUAGGACCACCAGGCAAUGCAGGAAAAGAUGGGGAACCUGGAAUAAAGGGAGAUGAGGGUGUCAUGGGACUGCAAGGUGUGACAGGGUACCCUGGACCACGUGGAAUUAAAGGUGACUCGGGGCCUCCAGGAAAUCAGGGAUCAAAGGGCGAAAAGGGUGAUGUUGGAUUGGUUGGACAAAAGGGAGAUCUAGGAUUCCACGGGGAGAAAGGUCUGCAAGGAGAGCCUGGACCCCCAGGACUUGAGGGAAUCGAGGGGGCAAAGGGAAACCCUGGACCUCGUGGAGAAGCCGGAGAUGCAGGACCUCAAGGAGAAAAGGGAAUGAUGGGACCGAUAGGAAUGCCGGGAUACCCCGGACCACCAGGACUCGUGGGACCACCUGGGAGAUCCGGGCGUCGUGGAAGAAGAGGAGCGCGAGGGAAACCUGGUUUGCCAGGACCAACAGGAGAUAUUGGAGAGAGGGGACCAAUCGGACCACCAGGCGAGAGAGGUAAACCAGGAAUCCCCGGGCCAGUGGGACCCAAGGGACAAGCUGGAAAUUCCGGAUCCCCAGGGUUCCAAGGAGAACAGGGUAUUCAGGGUCCCCCGGGACCUGCCGGUCUAAUGGGUCCCACAGGACCACAGGGUCUUCCCGGACAAGAUGGCAUGCCAGGCGUAACAGGAGAGAGAGGACUUCCGGGUACGCCGGGUAUUCCCGGAGCUCCUGGACAAAUGGGAGUUAUGGGACCACAGGGAGCUCAAGGAGAACCCGGGUCUCCUGGAGACAGAGGCGCACCUGGAAUUCCGGGACCUCCUGGCGACACUGGGCUGUCUGGAGCGGCAGGAGAAAGAGGACUUCCGGGACCGCCUGGGCCACCAGGGAACGAGGGUGUCCAAGGCCCACCAGGACCAAUAGGAGCCAAGGGAAUGAGGGGUUACCCUGGACCACCAGGAAAGGAUGGUCUUCCGGGCGAGCAUGGAUCACCGGGGCCACAGGGACCAAGGGGAGAGAAAGGUACAAUUGGUGAUACUGGACCAGCAGGAAGCCCUGGAAUCACUGGACCACCAGGGCCAAUAGGAGCAGAAGGACCCCCCGGAACAAAGGGUGACAUUGGAAUAGAGGGGACUCCAGGCUUACCCGGUCCAGAAGGAGCCCAAGGACCAAGAGGAUACCCUGGACCCCCAGGACCAGUUGGACCACCAGGUGAAAAUGGGGACAAGGGACCACCAGGAGAUCCUGGAGCAAGGGGACUGAAGGGAGACCAUGGAGAGAUGGGUCCACCAGGACCACAGGGACCUCAAGGACUUCAAGGAGUUAUGGGACCACCAGGUCCUCCAGGAGAGCCAGGCAUCCAAGGUGUACAAGGUCCUCCCGGUCUGAAGGGUGCUACAGGUCCCCGAGGACUUCAGGGUAUGCCGGGAUUACAAGGUCUGCAGGGACUUCCGGGUUCUAUCGGAGAAAAGGGAGAACAAGGAGACAGAGGAAUGGAUGGUCCCCCGGGUGCACCAGGUCCCCAAGGAGAACCGGGACCGGAGGGCACACAGGGUCCAACUGGUUUACCUGGUCCCCCAGGAUUCGAAGGAAAACAGGGUUUAAAGGGAGAACAGGGUGUCCCUGGUCCUGCUGGUCCAGCAGGAAUAGACGGUCUCGCGGGAACAGUUGGAGAGCCAGGACCUAAAGGUGAAACCGGAAGACCAGGACCUCAGGGACCUUCCGGAAUCAGAGGCGAGCCAGGCAUGCCAGGACCAAAGGGACACGCGGGAAUACAAGGUCCUCCCGGUAUUCCUGGACCACGUGGAUCUCCAGGUUUGAAGGGUGAGGCGGGACGUGACGGACCAGAAGGAGAACAAGGCGUAGCGGGACCAGUGGGUCCGCCAGGCGCUCCAGGAGAACCCGGACUUCCAGGACAGCCCGGUAAACAGGGUGAAAUUGGAAGAACAGGGUCCCAGGGUGAACCAGGACCAAUAGGAGAGAAAGGAGACCGUGGACUCCAGGGUCCAAUGGGAGGGCGUGGUUUACCAGGAUCGCCGGGCAAUCCCGGACCCCCAGGCCCCCCGGGACCGCCGGGCUCUCCUGGACCAGUCGGCGAAGCAGGUGCUGUUGGUGCUCCUGGAAUACCAGGGGAACAAGGACUACUGGGACCACCAGGACCAGCGGGUGCCAAAGGAGAAAUGGGGGAUAAGGGAGAGAAGGGACACAUGGGCCGUGUGGGACCCCCGGGAGUUAUUGGUGACCCUGGUCCUAAGGGAGAACCAGGAGAGCCCGGGCCUCCAGGAAUUAAGGGUGAAAGGGGACCAGCGGGACCGGAAGGUCCACCAGGGUUCCCAGGCCCGGAAGGAACUCCAGGAUUCCCAGGGCCACCUGGACCACAGGGACUCAAGGGAGAACGGGGAGACACAGGACCCAAAGGUGACCCAGGUCUACCGGGCCCUACCGGACCCCCUGGUCCCCCUGGAGCAUCUCAAGCCUUCCCAUCCAAUUUCUUCUCCUCAUCUUUGGCGCCAAAAGUACAACAACGCAGACGAAAACGUGCCGUCAAUCAACAUGAGGAUACUUUCGAAUUUGAUGUCAACGAAUUGGUGAAGGAAAUGGAAAGCAAGAAAUACGAACUCAAGGAAGGUGUCACUCUUCUGGUCGGCAAAAUGUUUGGACAUAUACAAAAGUUAAAUGAUGAGAUUUCCAAGAUUCAACACCCAACAGGGAAAGAAGGCAACCCUGGCAGUACCUGUAAUGAUAUCAAACUAGGAAAUCCAGACUCCAAAGACGGCUGGUACUGGAUAGAUCCCACCCUCGGGGCGUCUGGUGAUGCUAUCAAGGUUUGGUGUAAUAUGACGGCAGGUGGAAGUACCUGCAUCUACCCAACCGAGGAAACCAAACAGUCUCCACUACAACCUAGAGAGAGAGAGCUUGGACAAUCUUUUAGCGGACUGAAAUCUGGAUUCAUGAUUGAAUAUCCCGAUGAAAAACAGCUUAACCUUCUGCGACUGUUCAGUGAACGAGCUACCCAGACAUUCACUUAUUAUUGUAAAAACGCACUGGCGUGGUUUGAUGACAUGUACAAAGAUAAAAAGAGAGCGAUUAUCCUGGAGGGUGCUGAUCGAACAGAGCACUUAACUCAAAACUUCGACAAUGUAGUCGAUGGAUGCAAGUCAAGGAGUGCAGAUGGAAAAGCUAUAUUUGAAAUUUCAACAAAGAAAAUUGAAAGUUUACCAAUUAUUGACUUUAUACCAAAGGACUAUGGACAACCCGACCAAGAAAUUGGAUUCGAAGUUGGACCCGUGUGCUUCUCUUAAAUUCACCACACCUUAGCUCAUUUUGACAUUUAUUAUUGGUUUAUCAUUUUUAUGUUCAGUUUGAACACAAUAUUUAUUGAGGACUGCUUUGUAAUGUUCCAAUAUAGAUACAUUGUAUGUUAAUUGGUCUCAGUAUUGUAUUGGGUGUAGCCUCUUGGACGAUGUAACUAAAUUUAGUCAAUAGCAAACACUGAUGGUAAACUCGGUUUAUCAUUUACAGCGAAACUGUGAUUAACCAUUAUAUAGGUUACGUUCAUUUGUAAUCGACACGACAUCCACAGUACAUUAUAUAGCAGUAUUAAUGUAUCAUGGAAACCUAUACUCUCAUAUUCUUAUUACACUAACAUUAAACAUAGCAUAUGUAUGACUGGCUUAAUAUCCUCCGUUAAAUAAGAGAAAAUACGGUCCCAAAAUGAACCUGAGCCACGUGACCUACGUCUCGUAAUAUUUUCUGUUUAUUGAAAGUGAUUAUUUUUUCAAUUAAUUUUUUUUAAUUAAUACCACAGUAUUAGUGAUUGGAGAGUAAGGCACUGAUCUCACGUAUUAAUUUCCUUUGUAUUGUCGUUGCAUGUUCCAUGUGUAAAUUGCAUUGUUUUUAUUCACUAGCUCCUGUCACUGCCGACGCUGUUAUAAUCAUGAAUUACGAAUUAAAGAAUAAAUUAAAUUGCUUUUAA